CACACGGGCAGAUAAUCGGCCGAAUCGUCUAAAGGAGGGAUGUCGGGAGUGUUCUGGGAGCAGCGAUACAGUCGCAGUAUAAUAAGGGGCAGUUAAUGAAAGAGCAGUGAAUACGGCCAGUAGAUGGGGUCGGUGGGAGGGAGAGAAGGACAGAGAAGUGAAGCCCCCACAUCUCUCUGGCAGCCCCCCCUCCCCCGGUCCCUCCCAGUCUAUAGGAGGAGUGAGGCUGCUGUUGGGCUCUGGGCUCUGCUCUACCCGCUGCUCAGUGUGUCGGGAGCAUCAUGUCCGGGCGGAGACUCUAAUCCCGGUGGCGCCGACCCUGCCCAGUUCUCACCCUCUGUGAUCUCCCCACUGGCCACUAUGGAUUCCUGGCUGAGAUACUGGAGCCUGGCUGCCCUGCUGUGUCCCCUCAUCCUCCUCCUCCGAGCAGAACCUAAAAAUGGAACAGGCAUGGAGACCAUUGGUCUGGAGGUGGAUCCCACAACCUAUUCCUACAACCAACCAACUGCAGAGGGAAUCAUUUUGAAUGAAAAAGUUGAUGUUGAAUCAAAGUCUGGAGGAGAAGACUUUGUAGGUGAGACAAGUUCCUGGAGCCCAACCACAGCUGAAAAAUCACAGGGGAGCCUGUCAACUGGAGCAGAGGGCUUUGAUGGAAGUACAACAGCUAGCCAAGUGGCUGGUGGUCUCUCAUCUACAGAUGGCACUCAUCAACUCAAUCCGAGUGGGCUUGCUCUUGAGAACAAUGGGUCAUCAACCUGUGAGGGUUGCAGAGGGGAAGACAUUGUUCGGAAACCACCCGUGAGGUCAUUACUGGCAGAGAACCAUGGGGAGGAUGAGGAACCAGUUACUGGUAUGGUCUGGCCUUUUAGCCGGGAAGCCUUGGAUUUGGAAAUCAGAAAGAGAUUACUUAAAAGUGGAAUUGUUUCAGCUACAGAAAGCCAAGAGGAUGCUGGGAGUGGAGACCACCAUGUUCAAGAGCAAGGACGUCAGGUAACGCAUCAGAGCUCCCUGGGGAAAGAUUGGGAUUUGGAUGAGUUUAUAGACAGGGCUACCGCCUCACCCUCACAGACGACCAUCACAUUCAGCAAGGGGCUUGUGAACCCCUCAACGGACAAAGCCAUCAGCCCAGACUCAGCCGAAAUUGACCAUCUUCUGCAAGUCUCCAGGGAAGCCGUUCUUCAGUCUCCUUCCUCUUCAGAUACUGACCAUCGUGGCCAAGUCAGCCAAAAUUCUAGAAAAGAAAAAGAUCAGGGGUCCUAUACGGUUUCAGAAAGAGCCUCUGAUCCGUUGACUGCGCAGGGAGCUCAGGGGACCACAGACAUCACCAUGGUUACUGAUAAAACAGAAAGUCCCCCUCAUGCCAGUGUUCCACCGGUCAGUCAAGACAAGGCCUCUGAGGCUCCACCGGAUCAUUCAGUUGAUGACCUUAUUAACUUUGAUUAUUAUGAUCUGUUCAACAUAGACGGACAUGGUGGUCUGGGCCACUUCCCUGGUUCCUCCAUCCCUGGUGGAGACUCUACCAAGAAAAACCAUGACAAGAAAGUCCCAUGGCCCAUGCCAGAACUUUAUGAUGACUUCACACCUUUUGACGAAUCUGAUUUUUACCCCACCACAUCUUUCUAUGCGGAUGGAGAUGAUGAAGGGAUUAUUGAAGAUGACGACGAUGACGAUGAUAUUGAAGAUACGGAUGACAUAGAUGAUGAAGAUACCAGGGCAAGAGAUGUAGCAAAUGCCCCCAAAGCUGCUACUCUUACCCCAAAACUACAGACUAUAAUGGUGGACGAGAAGCCCACUGGUAGACAACACACCCCUCAUCAAACCUUUAUCCUGUAUGGUGGGGACGUACACCCUAAAUUCCACCCAGACAUUAACAAGGAUUUGUCUCAAACAGCGUCAAAUGACAGCAGCUCCGAGUGCAGGAACGGAUAUGUGCGGCGCAACAACUCCUGCAAGUCAGUGUGUGAGAUCUACCCCACCUACUGCUACAACGGGGGGCAGUGCUACAUUGUGGAGAACACGGGGGCUUUUUGCAGGUGCAACACGCAGGAUUAUAUUUGGCACAAGGGCAUGCGCUGUGAGUCCAUUGUGACGGAUUUCCAGGUGAUGUGCGUGGCUGUGGGUACGGCGGCUCUGGUGGUUCUUCUCCUCUUCAUGAUGACCGUCUUCUUUGCCAAGAAACUCUACCUGCUCAAAACCGAGAACUACAAACUGAGGAAAAGAAAGUACAGGACUCCUUCCGAGCUCCACAACGAUAACUUUUCUCUGUCCACCAUUGCUGAAGGCUCCCACCCAAAUGUAAGGAAACUAUGCGACACUCCAUCUAACCUCUCCCCCCAUGCCCGUGCAUUGGCUUACUAUGAUAACGUUAUUUGUCAGGAGGAUCCCAAUGCUCCACAGAAGGUGCAGGAUCUCCCUAAAGCCUGUUUGAAGGAUGAAGAACCUUUCAACAUCCAAAAUUCACUCUCCCCCAAACAUGACAGCGGCAAAGGGGACCCGGACAAUGCUGACGUCAACUGCGUCCUGAACAAUUUAACAUGAGGAAAAACUAAAGUGUUUGAUAAAUAAAAGAGGGUGACUCCAUGUUAUCUUCUCUGACUUCACUUCUCCAGUGCUGAAGGGACGUGUGAGAGGACAAAUCACAGUCCGCCUCCAGCACUGACAGGAGCUUAAUGUAUUAUUAUCAUACCACACCCUCUAAUGUGCCCCCCAAAUCCCUGGCAUGCUUUGGUGUAUUUUGUACAGAGGUUGGCAGAAAGAUGGUGCAGUGUCUUGGAGAAGGUAUGCUCUACUGUACCAAGAGUGGACCAAGUCAGACUGGAGAUAGUUCCCCAUCUCUCCAUUCCAUGAAUGCAUUAAGGUACCGCUUAUAUGGUUAUAUAGAGGCUUUUCAGGACUGGUGUAUUAUAAGCCUAACUCAUACUGACUAGUCAGGGCAAGAUGCUUCUUGUGAUGUCUCAUACUGCUGGAUAAUGUGGUAGCUUGCACAUGAACCAGUUUAUUUUAGGUCUCUUUGAGGC
Xenopus laevis (African clawed frog) is the source of this 3017-nucleotide messenger RNA. RefSeq lists its product as uncharacterized. The transcript is spliced from 5 exons. The record is from RefSeq and is a predicted model, not a curated record. NCBI's taxonomy places the organism in Eukaryota, Metazoa, Chordata, Amphibia, Anura, Pipidae. The coding region runs from base 124 to 2538 and encodes 804 amino acids.